Messenger RNA from Archocentrus centrarchus (flier cichlid), 2301 nucleotides. RefSeq names its product zinc finger CCCH-type containing 14 (gene zc3h14). Lineage: Eukaryota; Metazoa; Chordata; Actinopteri; Cichliformes; Cichlidae. The transcript is spliced from 17 exons. Gene Ontology annotation, cellular component: nucleus; cytoplasm. The coding region runs from base 104 to 2098 and encodes 664 amino acids. Gene Ontology annotation, biological process: regulation of mRNA stability. Gene Ontology annotation, molecular function: poly(A) binding; metal ion binding. The record is from RefSeq and is a predicted model, not a curated record.
CUGUCACGUGAUUCAACGUCACAUUUAUCCCUGGUGUUUAGCGGUGCAGCUGGAAAAACAGUUGCCUCUUUUAUAACUAAUUUGCUUGAUUUAAAGAACAGCAAUGGAAAUUGGUACUGAAAUUAGCAAGAAAAUAAGGGCUGCUAUCAAAGGGAAACUUCAGGAGCUUGGUGCAUAUAUUGAUGAAGAGCUCCCAGAUUAUAUUAUGGUUAUGGUGGCAAACAAGAAAACCUCCCAACAGAUGGCUGACGAUCUCUCUCUUUUCCUUGGAAACAACACGAUUAAGUUCACAACCUGGCUGCAUGGUGUUUUGGAGAAAUUAAGAUCAGUUGCAGCAGAGCCUGCAUCCCUCAAGCAACUGCAGUCUGACAGUGGUACUGCGAGUGGGAAGAGCCGAUCAGCUGUAGGUGAAAACGGCCAAGCAGAGGAGUUACGAGGAGAUAGGAUGGAAGCCCGUGUGUCCAGCUCUGCACAUGAAAGCAGGAGGGGAUCCUUGGAAAAGGGUUCUUCUCGGCUUUCCUCCAGUGUUAAGCCCCUGAUGGAGCCACUCCCAUCAGAGGCUGUUAUUGACAUCAAACCAGAGAUGGAUGAUGACCUCAUCGCAGAUGAGCCUUUAGAAAUCAGCACCAACCACAGUCGUACACACGGAGCAGCUAGUAGACACAGCGCUGAAAUCUAUAGACCUGGCCAGGGCCAAUUCACAUCAUUAAGCUCUGUGGAAGCAUCCUCUCAGACUAGGCAGCAGGCCAGCAGAACCAGCAGAACCUCCAGAACUGGAUCCACCAAGCAGGAAGAGUUUUCAAGGAAGCGGAAGGCACCAGUAGCAAGUUCUGUUAUACGAGUGAACCGAGAAGCAGACGAGGACAGCGAUGAUGUGGACGAAGAGGACACCAGCUACGGUGCCAGAGGCCUCUCCAGUAGAGUGUCCCUCCCCUCCAAACCAGAACGGAAACCUACUCUCCCACCAGCCAAGCAAGCCAACAGAAAUCUGAUACUGAAAGCCAUCUCUGAGGCACAGGACUCAAUCACCAAAACGACUACCUACCCAACAAUACCACAGAGACAGACUGUUCCCGUGGCACCUCGUACUCGUCUGGCCAGCAGUGAGGAGAUGACUGCAGCCAUCCAGCUUGUCCAGGAGCACCUUCAUAGCCUGACCCCCCGGAUGCAGGCCUACGCUGCCACAGAUCUCCCUCCCUCCAGAAUGCCUGCUCCAACCAGAUCUUUGGCAUCACGGCUGCAGUUGGAGAACAAUAAUAGAAGAGAGCAGAAUGAAUAUGGUAUAGAGGUCACUGCAGGCAGUGAAGUGAAGACCUUUGAUACGCGUUCCUUCAUAAUGAGUAGACCGCAAGUGGGAGAAUCUCCAGUUGGAAAUCAGCAGCAAGUCCUGUCUGCUCUACCACGCACCGUCCAAGCCAGCAAAGAGAGAGGCGACUCUGCCAGCCCGAAGUUCAUAGUGACAUUAGAUGGGGUACCAAGCCCGCUGGGUAACCUUGCAGAGUGUGACAUUGACCUGGAUGAGGUGAGGCCACCUGUAAACGUCACUGAGGCAGCCAGCCAUGCCCACAGAGAGCCCAAAGUCAGCGUCCUUCAGAGGCUACAGGGAGGGGUCACCUCAGAAGAUGAGAUGAUGGACAUUGAAAUGGCAGAGGAGAAUGCUGUCCCUUUGAAAAAACAAAAGGUCAUGGAGCGCUGCAAGUUCUGGCCAGUGUGCAAAAGUGGAGAUGAGUGUCUGUACCAUCACCCAACAACACAGUGCAAGACUUUUCCCAACUGCAAAUUUGGGGAUAAAUGCCUUUUUGUGCAUCCAAAUUGUAAAUACGACGCAAGGUGUACAAAACCAGACUGUCCCUUCACUCAUGUGAGCCGCAGAAGCACGGCUCCUCCUCCUCCACCCAGACCAGCAGUGCAGCCAGUUCAGCCUACCAGCGUCUGUCGCUUCUUCCCAGAGUGCAAGAAGAUGGACUGUCCGUUUUAUCAUCCCAAGCCUUGUCGCUUUGCGGCGCUGUGUAAGCGAGCUGGAUGUACCUUCUACCACCCGACCACAUCUGUGCCACCAAGGCAUGCCCUCAAGUGGACAAAAGCACAGAGCAGCUAAUAAAGUCCAGAGAUUGUGGCAGAAGCCCGAUGGUGAAACUGUGGAAGGUCUUUGUGUCUGUGGGCUGUCAUCAUUUCAUUUACCUAAUCUUCUCUUUUCAUUUUAAUGUAUUGUUUGGAGUGAUUCUUUUUUUUUUUAAAUUUAAGAGUCAAGUUUUUCUGGGUCAUGACCUCAAAAUAAAUACUUCAGAGUUAUUUCAAAAA